CUACAAAUGACUGUAAAAAUGGGAUUAUAUUUCGCAUUUAUAGCGUUAAAUUUUAAUGCAAUAUUCAACGCAAUAUUAAGCAUAAAAAAUUACGUCCAAAUAGAGUGGCAACUUCUUGUGAUACUCUUUAUAUACAUUAUUAUGUCGAUUAUAAAAGUAUUCCUCAUUAAUUAUACAUGUGAAAGAGUCAGUGUCAAGGCAAAUGCAACAGGAAAUGUUAUAAAUAAUGUAUCAUAUUCUAUUUCUGAUGUCGAAAUUCGUGAAAAUAUUUUACAACUUAUGUUACAAUUGACUCAAUCGCCGCUCAGAUUAUAUGGACUUGGACUGUUCCAGUUUAGUUACAAAUUCCUUCAAGGGUUCUUCUCCUCUAUUGCCACUGUUUUAGUGGUAAUACUACAAGCGCAAACAAAUAAGUAGAUACUUUAUAAAAAUACAGCUAAUA
Messenger RNA from Nylanderia fulva, 442 nucleotides. The record is from RefSeq and is a predicted model, not a curated record. NCBI's taxonomy places the organism in Eukaryota, Metazoa, Arthropoda, Insecta, Hymenoptera, Formicidae.